AUGACCACAGGUCGAGUAAGGAUGGCUCUGUCGUACUAUAUAUCAAUAUUCUUCUGUCUAGCGUGCUGUGUUUCAGCCGAUAAUUGGGAUGAUUUCGCCAAUAAUCUUGCCACUGAUCUCGCACCUUUGAUCACUCUCUUUGGUGAACAAAUUACUCGACAAUGCAUGUCAGAGCUUAUAUCUACAUUGGAUGACUUUAUCUUCGCCUUAGCGCCUCUCGGAGUCUUGACGGCUGUGGUAUCCGCCAUUCGAGUGUGCGGUAACCCAACCCUUCGGGCAAUAAUAGGCAGAGCCCAGGAAGAUCCGGCCUCUUCAGAAAAAGAAAUACUCUCGUGCGUAUCAGAUAGCACCGCCGAGAUAUUCACCGAAUCCGGUGUGGCCAGGAUCACCGGUAAUCCCAAAAUUUUGGAAAUUGUGGCGGAUGAGAGCAAAGUACAAUCUGGAAUUGUCACUAUCCGGAAAGUAAGUGAAGUUGCUGGGAAAGACUGGACGGAUCUCGAAAAAGACGUCAAAUUGCCAAAUUUGUCGUUGAAUAAAGGUAUCAGAAGACGUGCACCGAUUUGGUUUCACCUUGCGGCCAUCUUUGGGGUCGUCUUGCAGCUAAGUGUAAUAAUAUAUGCCGCUCUUACGGUAUUCUACUGGCCACAAUCCUUCCUGAAAAAUGGUGGUCGUGUGGAUAGCUAUGCGUUUCCAAUGUUUGUGCUAGGGACUGCCCUUCUCACCCAGGGCAUGUUCCUCUGUGCUGUCUUGGUGGAACGUCACUCGGAGAAGCAUAUCUUCACUCUACCAGAGGAGAGCAGAGUUUACUGGAUUCAACCAGGAAACCAAACUGUUGGGGAUCAGAAGUUCCCAUCCUUCGUGGGCCGGACCGAUAAGGGCGUCUACUUUAUCCGGUCUGUGAGGCACCAACCAUUGAACGAGGUUCUCAAUGUCGGUAGAGAGAUGCAGCUGAUAUUUGUGGUCUGCCUGACCAUGGUUGGCUUCGUGAUUCAAUUCGUCGGUAUACGAGGCCUGCAUUCUUCUGUCAUUCUUGCCCAGUUGGGAGCUACAAUGGUCAUGACACUUGUGAGGACGGGCUUAAGGGCGGAAAGGAUGCGGGAAGGGGAUAAUAUGUUGAAAGUCGAUCAAGAUAUUGUUUCAAGUGGAGAGCACGAGCUAGACUGGAUUGUAUUCCGCCUGUUUAACAUCAAGUCAUUCAGACUUUGUCCGACAAACAGUUUGCAUGCGCAAAAUACGCAGACACAGUCCAGUCAUACUAUCCACGAGCUCGUAUCGACUCGUGAGAAAUUGAGGAAAUUGGCAGGCUCCGAUUGGGACGAGACAUCAGUCCGCACUUUGGUGCGUAAUCUAGACCGAGCAGCACAAGAAUUGGCGACACUGAUAAGCUCCUGGUCUGAAAAAGAAAUAUCGGCCUUUGAUAUUGUUAUUCCUCUCGCAAUUCAAAAAGAAGAUCAACAAACAGUUGUACGUACUUGGGAAAUUCGCUUGUCCACUGGAAAGAGCACAGAUAUUGACUCAUGGGAAGCCAUACUUGGCCUAUACGUGUGGUCUUUGAAGCAAGUCAACCGUGGCCUGAAAAAGAAGUCUCAGAACAGUUUCUUCCGGGCGUUUCGUCCCAAAGGUAUUACUCCCCAUCAAGCACGCUUACUACAUCGGACUUGGACGGCCGACAGAUCAAUCUUUGACAAAGAUCGAUCAGCAACGAGAUGCCUUCUGAAUGAUAGUGAGACAAUUGGGCAUUUUGAUCUGAAGACUAGCAACCAGGUGAUUCAAGACACGCCUGUAAUGGCGGUUACGGCCAAUAUAUAUACGCUAGCCGCUCAAGAUAUAUACAUGCACUUACUUUUUUCGAUGCUUCGUCUGCUCCCAUCCAUUGGAGGUCACACUCAUAUUACUGGCAGCGAUAAGAGCAGCUACAGAGUCUGCAACGACCGUGUGGAGGCGCUUGCGAACGUAUUUGCUAAUUCGGGCUUAGGUAAUAAUACAGAAGGGAUGAUAUGCAACUUGCAGGUAUUAUCUGAUAGCUCAUUAAUUUCCGGAGUUUCGUCUGGUUUACCUGAUAUCCGCCAGAGCAUGGAAGUUUUUGCCUCCCAGGGAUAUCAUAAUGGUCUUACACACCUCAUUACAAUGAGUGAAUGGCUGUGUUCUCUAACCGGCUACGAGGAGGUACAACCUUGUGUCGUUGAAUAUGCGCAUAUCUGUUUGAAGGUCCUUUUAGAACAGGACGUCACGGCAAAAGAACUGGCGGCUCAACGAAUCAAGGCUAUAGUGGACGUAAACCUUAAUGACCGUGCCUCAUUUCCUGUCUCUAAAUAUCUGGACCUUGAAAGCGUACCUUCCGAUGCCUGGUGCACCAAAUAUCGAACCGAAAUAUCUUGGAUGGUUACUCAUAUGAUCCAUUAUUUAACGAAACGCUAUCCAGGCCAACGAACGAUGACCAUCUUACAGGACUUGAAGGGAACAAUUGGGAUUGAAAGUCCAAUCCCCGAAAUUUAUGACGACUUGCAAGCUGCACAAUCGUCUCGGCAGACGUUUUUUGAUAUUUGGCUUGGCUCAGACGUUGGGUUUUCGAUAGAGGAUGACCAGUCGUCACAGAUGGCCCUUGAUUGGCUCGUUCAGAACCAAUUCGACAUCCUGCAAGAGUUGUUGAUAAUCAAAUUGGUUAAUGAUUUAGCCGAGAUGUAUCGACUGCUGGCAGUCAUCGUCUACGCUAUUCGAAAGGGUUAUACUCAAACUAUGCGUUUGGUAUUACAUCAUGCGGAGCGAUCGAAACGAAAAGAGGAUAUAAUAAUUGAAUUAGCUAGACAAGGAAAUACCGUGGCCUUCGAGGCAAUUUUCGAGAAGGAGUGUUCCCGCAAAGUCACUGGAGCUUACGAAACUGCCUUUUUGAUCGCUGCACAAAUGGGGCAUCAUUCACUAUUGAAGUUUCUGCUCGAAAGCGGCGCCAAUGUGAAUUUUCCAGACAGCAAUGGUAAAACUGCGUUGAUGGAGGCAGCGACGAAUCGUGACGUUGCAAGCACAGAAAUUCUCCUUUCACACAAUGCUAAUAUAGACCAGAAAGAUAAAUUUGGAGAUACAGCACUUAUAAUUGCUACAGAACGUGGCUUCCUUCCCAUUGUUGAGCUUCUUGUCAAUAAGGGCGCUGAUAUCAAUGUGAUUGGAUCUCGAGGGAGGACACCAUUAAUGGCAGCGACCGUGAGACAAGAGCUACCCCUUGUCAAGUAUCUUUGCGCAGCAAGGGCGGAUCUGAACAUCAAUGACCAUGAUCAGUACAGUGUGCUCGACAUAGCUGCUCGAGUAGGACUUCAUGGGCCUUGGAUGGAGGGUCAUGCAUAUCUAAGUGCAGUGGGGGCAAAAUACAGUCGGGGACCCUAA
Molecule: messenger RNA, 3375 nt
Organism: Talaromyces stipitatus ATCC 10500
Lineage: Eukaryota; Fungi; Ascomycota; Eurotiomycetes; Eurotiales; Trichocomaceae
Product: ankyrin repeat-containing protein, putative
Exons: 4
Coding region: 1-3375 (1124 amino acids)
Cellular component (GO): cytoplasm; nucleus
Molecular function (GO): protein binding
Source: RefSeq, a predicted model, not a curated record